AUGGAGUCAACCUAUUCCAGCAGCGACCGCUGGAACUAUUUCCGCGAUAUGACCCAACGCGACGAACCGCAAGCUCAAACCCAAAACCUCCACGACCAGAUGCCGCCAUACGGCGAUGCGCCCGAUGUGGGCACUGGUCCACCGCGACACAACCUCCCGCACGACGAGCAGAUCCCAGAGGACGAGGCGGCACCGCGCAGCAUCGGCAACAACAACACGGGCAGCAUUAACAUCAGCGGCAGCACCACACGGACCGAAUCGCCGGUAUCGUCUCCGCCCGCCACGACAUCCGGGCAGCCCAUCGCCAACCCGUCGCCCUUCAACUUCAACCUCCAGUAUUCGUUCCCGGGCCACCCCAACCGCAGGUCGCUGCGCAGCUGGAUCCACGAGCUGCCGGACGACGCCCGCAUCGCCGUCAGUGCCAACAUCAACAGUGGCAGCGGCAGCGGCAGCGGCACCUCCAGCAGCAGCGGGCGUGGCCAUGGCAGCGCCGUCGGCGGCAGCAUCAACAUUGCACCCGCCACUGGCCUCGACCCGGCCCGGCGACCCUCGGUCACGUCCACCAUGGCCGACACCGAGUCGCUCAUGUCACCGUCGUCGUCGAGAGCCUCACCGCGGCCCAUGGGGCCCAACAUCCCCGUCGAGAUGCGCUACCGCUUCCCGUCCCUCGCCGGGCUCGACCCCAUAUCCUUGCCGCCGACACCGGGGCCCGUGCCAUCACAUCUGCACUACCAGCCCAGCCUCUCCACACCGCCCACCACGACAACAGCAGUAAGCAACGUCACCGUCCCCAGCCAUUCAUUGCCCACGGUGCCGACCAUGUCAACUCUCGGCGCGGGUCUGGCCAAUAUGUCCUUGGGAGGGGGCAGUGCCGUGGAGGGGAACGGUGCACCACACAUACCACACAUACCACACAUACCACACACGCCGCACAUACCACCCGCCCACCCGCCGUACCACCCGCGCCCAGCUCCGCCACCGCCACCGCCCAUGCCCACGUACGUGCCCGUCGAGCUGCCGCGGCCAAUAUCCAACGUGGGCGGGCCCGGUGGCGCGGCCAAGAUCGAGCCUCUGCCGCCGUCGGCCGCGCGGUUUGUGGCCAUUGGCAUCGACUUUGGCACAACGUACUCGGGCGUGUCGUGGGCCUUCUCGGGCGACCCGACCGACAUCAAAGACGUGCAGCAGUACCCUUGCGUCGGCACGGCCUACAACAGCCGCGACGAGGUGCAGGUACCGACGCAGUACGACCAGCGGUCCGGUGCGUGGGGCUAUCUCGUGGCGCAAGGCCACUCGCCCAUCAAGUGGUUCAAGCUGCUGCUGCUGCGCGACGCCGACAUCCGCGACGACAUCCGCAACUCGCCGUACUUGCAGGCCGCGCGGCAGCAAGCCAGCCUGCUCGGCGAGGACGGCGUCGUGGACCUCAUUGCCGACUACCUGCGCAACCUGUGGCAGCACUGCCUGCGGGAGAUUGAGCUGCAGAUCGACGCGCAGGCGCUCCAGGACCUGCCGUUCAAGGUCGCCAUCACCAUCCCCGCCAUCUGGCCGCAGUACGCGCGCAACAUGAUGAAGAACGCCGCGCGGCGCGCCGGCAUCCUGCAGCCGCGCGACAUUGACGACACGACGCUGAUCCUGGUCGAAGAGCCCGAAGCGGCCGCGCUCGCCACGCUGCUGGACCGCCGCGCCUACCCGGAGAUGGCUGUCGGCGAGACGUUUAUGGUCGUGGACUGUGGCGGCGGCACCAUCGACAUCAUCAGCUACAAGGUGAUGCAGAAGACGCCGUUUGUGAUCCACGAGGCCGUCAAGGGCGACGGCAAGCUGUGCGGCGCCUUCAUGGUCGACGACAAGUUUGAAAACCACAUGAAGCACAUGUCCGGCCUCAAGUUUGACAACUGCGACCCAGCCGACUUCCGCAAGUUUGUCUACGAGGAGUGGGAGUACGCCAUCAAGCGCUCCUUUACCGGCAGCGAGACGCAACAAGAAUUCUACCUGCACCCGCCCAUCAAGGCCUUUUCAGCCUUUUCGCGCUUCAAGGGCAACAACAAGUUUGUGCUCAAGCGCAGCACCAUUGUCGACUUUUUCGACGACACCUACCAGGGCAUCCGGCAGCUGAUCAACGACCAGAACAAAAAGAUUGUGGCCCAAGAGGGGAAACCGCCCAAGGUAAGCUCUCUGUCUCUCUCUCGUCUCUCUCGCGUCUCUCUCCCCCUCUCUCUCUGCCUUCCUCCUCCCGUCUCAUCACUAACGUGGCAGAAAAUCAUCUUGGUCGGCGGCCUCGGCAGCUCGCGCUAUCUGCUGCGAAAGCUCCAGACCGAGUACAGCAACGUCAUGCAGCCGCAACGCACCUGGUCCGCCGUCGCCCGCGGCGCCGUCAUCAAGCUGCUCAAAAACACCUUCUCGCAAAGCGACGUCGUGCCCGUCACCGACGAGCGCCAGCGCCAACUCCUCCUCGCCCUGCCCGAGAUGGACGUCCGCAUCGCCCGCUACAGCUACGGCGUCGAGACGGGUGUGCCCCUCCAGCACGCGCUGCCGCCGGUGGAGCCGGGUGUCGACCGCAUCAGCACCGAGCCCGACGGCCAGCAGCGGGUCUGGCGCAUGCAGUGGUACCUGAAGCAGGGCGAGUUCAUGGACAACCGCGAGCCCGUGUCGCACAAGUUUUACGAGUACGUCACCAGCGCCGCCAGCAAGCAGACCAAGUUUAUGAUUUACACGAGCGGCCAGAUGCCGCCGCCCUGCCGCCGCGAAGACGGCUGCUCGCUGCUGUGCACCAUCUUCUGCGACUACGACACACCGUACCACGAACUGCCCGUCGUCGAUGACACACGAGGACUGCGCAUUGUCGACGACAUGCACCUGACGAUGCGCUUCAACGGGGAGCCUGAGUGGCGGCUCCAGGUCGGUAAAAAGUCUACAGAGCAAAAAGUAAACGUAAGGUUUGAGUAG
Sporothrix schenckii 1099-18 is the source of this 2940-nucleotide messenger RNA. RefSeq lists its product as uncharacterized. The record is from RefSeq and is a predicted model, not a curated record. NCBI's taxonomy places the organism in Eukaryota, Fungi, Ascomycota, Sordariomycetes, Ophiostomatales, Ophiostomataceae. Bases 1 to 2940 code for a protein of 979 amino acids. The transcript has a single exon.